Symbiodinium sp. CCMP2592 is the source of this 504-nucleotide messenger RNA. Lineage: Eukaryota; Dinophyceae; Suessiales; Symbiodiniaceae. The record is from the annotation of a GenBank genome assembly.
AUGCUGAUGAAGGAGCUGCAUCGACGUUAUCACCAAGAGACUGGUAUCGUCUUUACCUCCCUCUACCCCGGCUGCAUCGCAGAGACUGGCCUCUUCCGAGAGCAUUACCCCCUCUUCCAGAGCCUCUUCCCGGCUUUCCACAAGACCGUGACCAAGGCCUAUGUGAGCCAGGAAGAGGCGGGUAAGCGUUUGGCUGCCUGUGUGGCAGAUGAGCGCUACGCCACCUCUGGAUCGUAUUACAGCUGGGGUGGAGAGGCCGGCACUGGAGGCAGCGGCGGCAAGGACGCCGUGGAGAACAGAGAGAAGGACCUCGAUUGGUUCAUGAACUAUGGCAGCUUCCGCACUCUUUCCGUGGACGAGAUCGGAGGCGAAGCGGCCGACAACGCCCGCUGCCGCAAGCUCUGGGAGCUCAGUGAAAGGCUGCUUGGCGGGAGUCCUUUUAAGAAGGCGGAUAUAAGGGGAUUUAAGAAGGCGGAUAUAAGGGGAUUUAGGGUUGUGGUUUGA